Molecule: messenger RNA, 4216 nt
Organism: Pelmatolapia mariae (spotted tilapia)
Lineage: Eukaryota; Metazoa; Chordata; Actinopteri; Cichliformes; Cichlidae
Product: serine-rich adhesin for platelets
Exons: 7
Coding region: 612-3788 (1058 amino acids)
Biological process (GO): induction of positive chemotaxis; leukocyte chemotaxis
Molecular function (GO): cytokine activity; CD4 receptor binding
Source: RefSeq, a predicted model, not a curated record
GCUACCAGCCCUCUGUCCGGAAGGCUGGUAAUUGAUUGGAUCAUUAUGGUCCUAAUUCUUAUCCCAGGGUCUGUGUAUGUAAGUUAUUUAUUUCAGCAGGCACACAUAAACAUCAAGACUUCUCUUAUUUAGUUGUGCAGCAAGCUAGCGUGGUAACCACAGUUUCCUCUGUCUCAACGGAAGACAAGUAACAGUCACAGGUGCAUGCAAAAAGGCGGCAGUAAGUAGAUGAGCCUCUUCAUGAAAAACAAAACUGCAAUGGGAGCUGUUCAGUGAGGUCGAGCUGGGGAACUGGAGUCUCCUGUGGUCAAAACAAGAAGAAGAGCCAGUGGAGUCACCACUUCCAGACCGCAAACCAGAGCACAAUUAGGAAUAUCAAACUACUGCACUGAGGAUGUCUGUCUGUGGAAGAAUCUAAUGAGAGGAUUGUAACUGUGACACUAUUUGUUUUUUACACGGCCAAAACACGAGCUUCCUAGAUGAACCGCUUCCAGAGUGCAAUCUAAAAGACAGUCGCUUGGACUCCCAGAAAAUAUCAAGUUCACUCUUCCGCUCUUUUUUUGGGAUCUGGCAUUUGACAGGAGGUCAUUAACUUUGUUUACUCUCAGACAAUGGACUCGUCUCUGCUGCCCGCUUCACAGAAUGAGUAUGGCAAGCAGAGGACAGGGGUGAAAUUCACCGUCCGCUCAGCUAACUCUCCCACAUACAGUCUCUCUCGCAGGUCAGGUGUCAGAAAACGGGAGGGCAUAGGAGAAGUUGCAGAAAGAGAACGAUAUAGGACACACACCAACACAAACGGUACAAAUAAGGAUGACGACACAGUCACUGGAUGUGAAACCAGGACUAGGAGUGGCAGCAGUGGCAGCACAAACAGAACGAUCCCAGAGUUUGGCACUGACAGAAGAGAAAACCCUGCAUUUGAAAGCCGGGGAAGAUCGGAGUGGAGGGGAUCCAACCUUACAAGCAGAAGUAAAAGUUUAGAUUUCAAAACAGGGGCUAGAACACCUGAUCCCAAUACCAUAGCUGACUUUUCUCAGCUGUCCAACAACAGUAAAGGGGACACCAGUAAAUAUGCUGGAGCUUUGGAGGGAAGGAGGACACGAAUUGAAGGCAGCGUCAUGGACAGGAUUUCAUCACUACAGGCCUUUAAUUCUGUAGGUGUAAGUAAUCUUCAAGAGAGAAGCGAGCUUUUGGAAAGGGGCAGUAGGGGUAAGACUCUCCCUACCAGGUUAAGAUCCCUGUCUGGAUCUAACUCUAGGUACACAGAGACAUCUUCUUCAUUGGGGCCCAAAAGUGGCCAAAGUAUAAUGGAGCGGAUAGAGAAACUCUUUGGACCUACUGGUUUUGGAAAAAUGGAUGACUACAAAAAUAGGGAUUCCUCUAAUAACUCUGAAACAUCAACAGACUCCCUAAUUUCACAGCGGCAAAAGCCUCAUGAGAAGACAGCAGGGGGCACCUUCCCUAGGAGUUUCUUCUCGAAGGACAGCGAUAGUGCGGUGAAAAGUGGACUUUCACUCUGGACACAAAAAGAUGCCAAUGCCUCAAGGUUUGAGACUUCAUUUUCAUCUGGGGCAAGCAUAACCAGAGAUGGUUCACCAGGAGGGCGGAUGCAGGGAAGGUAUUCAGAGGAAAGUGGAGUUAAUUGGGGCAAGGGUUUUGUGGAAACAGGUACAAGGUCCCUGGAUAGAGCCAGGAGUAGGUCCAGUAUAGCUGCACAAAUUAGAUCUGCAAGGGUAAACGCACAGCCAAAAACUUUGUUAGAAGAGACACCAGAUUCUUUCAGAGAGUCAUCUGAAUUCAGAGACAAAAGCAAAGACGAACCAGAUGAUGGACCAGAUCAAAUAACGGAAUUGAAGGGUGGCAAUGCUUAUGAGGAUGUAUUUGAGACGAAUCCACAGAAAACCAAUGUGAAAGCAGCAGAGAGAAAGAAGGCUCUGUCUGUCUCCUCAGCAGCCAGUGUUAGAAAUAAGAUCAACCAGUAUGAGGCUCUGACACAGCGAGCUCAGAGUUUUGCAACAGGCCAAGUCCAAAUACCCAGACGUACCUUUUCUGUACCAGCACAAGUCAGCAGGGGACAUGAAGGAGUGAAGAAGAGUGGGUCUGCAAAAGAAAUAAGUGAGCUAAGGAAAAAGUGGGCAGGACUCCAAGAAGAAGGGGAGGCACAAGAUAAAGGUGAAGACAAAAUGAUGGGAACAGUAAAGAAGGUUUGGCCUGACAGAAAUUUAUCAGUGGAUGAAACUGGACUAAGAAUAGAGAAGGAACAGACAGGACUAAAUGACUUGGAUCAGAAAAGAAAAACAGACUCUACUGAUGAUUUAAAAUUUUCUGGACCCAAGACUACCCAAGAAAUGCCUCACGAAAAUGACAGAGCUGCAAGUGGAAAGCUUGGCACAGACGAAAUAGAUUUCUCCAAAGCCUCAAGCCCUGAAGAGGCAAGUGAGAGAGACGUGACAGACAACAGUACACCAACCCCACUACCACCCUGUGACCCUUCACACCGGGAAAGGUCACACUCUGAUAUUACUUCACCAGUUAGUGAUGAUGAACAGACUCCAACAAACAGCCCUAGCUAUUUACUGACUACUUCACCAGUGGCACAGCUGAAAGAUCUCACUCCCACUGCCGACAGUGACAACAAAAGCCCUCCCGUCUUCACAUGUCCAGCAAAAGAUCCAGACUCUUCUCCUCGCACUCUUCCUGCAUCUUCUGACAGCAACCUUCAAGAUGUCAUCUCCCCAGACAUCCAAACAACACCCCAGAAAGGCAAGAAACGGUUAUUGGACCUGAAUGCUUGGAUAGCUGGUUUGAACCCAGAUUUGAAAGUCUUUAGUGAUGAUGAGGAUGUUGAUGAUGAUGAAAGCACCCAGAAAGAUGAUGAUUCAAACUAUGAUUCAGACUCUGGGGAGUCUUCGGUUACCAUCACCAGCAAUAUGAGUCAGUCAGAUCGCAGGAGCUUCUCUGUCACUCUUUCGGACCUGUGUAACUUUGCUGGAGCUGACUACGAUUCGGAGAAUGACAGCGAUGACUGGCAGUCAACAAGCCGGCGUACCGCUUCAAUGAGCUCAGAUAUGUCAGCGUUUUCCUGUGUGUCUGUGAUGCCCACUGAGGAGCUCGACAAGCUUGUAGAGGAAGUGAGGAACCUGGGGGAAGAUGCCCUGCAGGACUAUGAUGAUGUGCAGGUAGUGGUUCUCCAUAAAGACGUGGGAGUCGGACUAGGCUUCAGUUUGGCAGGAGGCGUGGACCAAAACAAGCCCAUCACUGUUCACAAAGUAUUUCACUCAGGUGUUGCAGCCAAGCAAGGCUCUAUAAAGGAAGGUGACCAGGUUUUAUCCAUCAAUGGCACAGCACUAUCUGGGAGUGCCCAUUGGGAAGCCUUGAGGGUUUUAAGAAGGGCGAAGGCGAAGGAAAUGGUAGUUGUGGUGGUGAGGAGGGUGGACAUCAUAGACACCGCUAAGAAAGGAGAAGAGGGAAAUAGUCGGGGUCAAACACCGGAACAGUAUGAGACAGGUCAAACAGUGUCUGUGCAACUGCAGAAGAACAGCCGGGAUCUAGGCUUCAGUCUGGAGGGAGGUGAAGGCUCCAGUCUGGGGAACAGACCACUCACCGUCCAGAAAAUCUUCCAAGGAGGUCCUGUUGACAUGGUAUAUCCCGGUGAUGAGGUCCUAGAAGUUCAAGGGACAAGCGUGGUUGGGAUGAGGCGCUUAGAGGCCUGGACUUUGAUCAGAGCACUUCCUCCUGGGCCUGUGGAUGUGGUGCUACGUCGCUCCCAUAAGCAUCUAGAAAUAUGAAGAUUAAGGAAGCGGUUUACUCCUUGUAAGAUUCAGGGUAUGGACCAAAAACAUAAACGCUAUCUAUGAGAGACAGUAUCACCUUCAGUGGGCAAGAACUUGAAAUCUGGACAUGAUAUAGUUAAAAAUGUGUUUAUGUACAGGCAGUAUAAUAACUAUAAUAUCCUAAAGAAAAAGAAAAAUAAGCUCGGAGACCAGGUCAAGGGUGUAUACUUUUCUUACAUGCUCUUUUUUUAACAGGAUUACAUCUACCUCAAGGCCUGGCAAACCUCUAAAUCAGCCGAAUCAUUGAGUAAUUGUGGCUCCUACAUGCAUCAAGCGACCAACAUUUGUAACAGAUAGAUUGAUCAGUUCAAAACAGGUCAUUUGGUACCUUUAAGUGAAAAACUAUGUUGUACUAUAUUGUAAAUAGUUAAUAACUUUUCCAU